This is a messenger RNA of Drosophila ficusphila, 6797 nucleotides long. RefSeq names its product octopamine receptor beta-3R. Gene Ontology annotation, biological process: adenylate cyclase-activating adrenergic receptor signaling pathway. The transcript is spliced from 9 exons. The record is from RefSeq and is a predicted model, not a curated record. Gene Ontology annotation, molecular function: octopamine receptor activity. The coding region runs from base 1587 to 5489 and encodes 1300 amino acids. Lineage: Eukaryota; Metazoa; Arthropoda; Insecta; Diptera; Drosophilidae. Gene Ontology annotation, cellular component: membrane.
AGCAGGCGCUCAUCGCCACGGAUCGCUGCCGGAAAAAGGCCCAAAAAAAAGGGCCUGCGAGUCAGCAAUAAAUACAAAAACCACAACGAAAGCCAAUUGAAACCUGUGGCCACUUGUCACACACAUAACCCAAAGUGCCAGUGACAGUUCUUGUUAUAUAUUCUUCCCAUCUGUCUCGAGUGGGGGAAUACAAAAUAAAACGAAUUGUAUUUAACAGGAAAAACCGGCUGGACAGUGGAGUUCGCGUGUGCGUGUUUCGAUUCUGCGGCAUUACAAAAACCGAUACGAAACUCCAUUUAUGACCGCCGUAAGUCGUAAGCCGUGAGUUGUGAGUUGUGAGUCGUCUUGUACGUAUUUACGCUACACUUUAUACACAUAGAUAUAUACAAAAAAGUAAAAAAAAUAAAGCAAAGGAAAAGAAGGAGAAACGUGCCGCAAAUUGCGGCAAACUUCUUCCCGGAGUGGGCAUAGAAAUCAAAAAGAAAUUCCAUUUUAACAAAUCGAUUUCGGGUGUUCUUUUUUAUAUUCAGUGGCGGAUCCAGAGACGAUUCUUGGGGGGGGAAAUUGAACUUAUUCUUCGAUUUGGGGUUCAAACUUAUUAUUGCGAGAGAAAUACAGUACAAAUUAUAAAACAAAAAUUAUCCAUCCCAAUUUUUUGGUAAACAAAGUGGUUAUAUUUGAAAAGUCAACCAUAGCAAACAAGUAAAAUUUUCAGGUUCUGUGGUUCCAAGGGGGGGGAAAUUUCCCUAAUUUCCCCCCCCGUGGAUCCGCCACUGUUAUAUUCGAAUGCGGACAGCAAUAUAAAUAGAGCAGUGUUCGCUGGCUAAUGACAAAUUAAAUUGUUGGCACACACCAAAAAAAAAAAAAAAACAACAAAAAAAACGAGAGAAAAAAGUAGGCAAAAAGUAGAAUAUCACAACAUCGAAGGCAUUAAAAAAUUACGAACCGCGCGUGUUAAAAGUUUGGGCUGUUAUCAACCAAAACAAAAACAACAACAACAACAACAACAGCAAGUAGAACAGCAUUAACAAUAAACUGCGAUAAAAGCAACAGCCGAGCGGGAAAAGUUUCAUUAUUUUUUGUGCGGCAGAAGGCAGAAGGAGGAAGGCAAAUCAGGAAGGACAAUGAAGGCGUCGCGGAUCGCGGGCUCAUCCUGCCGGAAUUCGAACGCUCCUCAUCAUCAACGGCGGACGUUCGGCGCGUGUUGAGCAAUUUCCGUGUCGCCGUCGUCGACUGUUGCGCGCUCGAGUGCCGAAUCGAAUCGCAAGUCCCGACUUUCUGCCACUGCCAACAGGCUCCAGCGAGUGGGGAUCCAAGCGAGGGAAGAGCGAAGGAAGAGGGGAGCUGUGAAGGAUUGGGAAAUGGAGUGGAUCCCGGUGGCAGCUUUGAGCAAACACUCGAAACACAGGGCAACCAGGAUGAUGACUGCGAACUUCGACGGCCUUGUUUGCAAUGCAGAUUGCAAUUACUCGCGUUUUAAAUUACGCACAGCAACCGAGGAAAAGUUAAACCACGAGGACAGCGAAAAAGCACUGGCGAAGCAACUUAAAUGAGCUGCGAUUCAAUCGGGCUGCGAAACUGAAGAGAUGUCAGGGGUUAACGGGGCUGACCUUUUGGCCACGACAAUGACAUUGCCCAUAACAGCCGCAUUGGCAAAUUCAACAGCAGAAACGGCAGCAACAGCAACUAGCAGGCUGAGCAAAUCGAUUGCAGCACUCGCUGCAGGUGGCACUACAACAGCAACAGCAACAGCAAUAUCAACUUCAACCAGCAACCUGCAACGUGCAACAUUAACCGGCCACAUUUCCACAACGGCAACGGUUGCAACGACCAGUUUGCCCAUAACUUCGCAAUUUGUUGAUGCCUCGUUGACUUCGCUGUCAUUAACAGCCACCUCGUCGGGCUCCUUUUCGUCCUUCUCGUCCUCGGAGUCGUCGUUCGAGUUACUCGCAACCGUUGGCCCAAACAUAACUGCCAAUGCCAGCGACUUGUUGGCGGAGAAUCCCGAAGAGCUGGAGGAGAGCUGGCUGGACUUUUCGCUGCUGUUACUCAAAGGGUUCAUCUUCUCGUCAAUUAUCCUGGCCGCCGUUCUAGGGAAUGCGUUGGUCAUCAUUUCGGUGCAGCGCAAUCGAAAGCUACGGGUGAUAACCAAUUACUUUGUUGUGUCGCUGGCGAUGGCCGACAUGCUGGUGGCCCUCUGCGCGAUGACAUUCAACGCCUCCGUGGAGCUAUCCGGCGGCAAGUGGAUGUUCGGACCGUUCAUGUGCAACGUGUACAACAGCCUGGAUGUUUACUUUUCCACGGCGAGCAUCCUGCAUCUCUGCUGCAUAUCGGUGGACAGAUACUACGCCAUCGUGCGUCCUCUGGAGUAUCCAUUGAAUAUGACACACAAAACGGUGUGCUUCAUGCUGGCCAACGUUUGGAUCCUGCCCGCCCUCAUAUCCUUCACGCCCAUCUUCCUCGGCUGGUACACCACGGAGGAGCACCUGCGGGAGGUGUCCCUGCAUCCGGACCAGUGCUCAUUUGUGGUCAACAAGGCCUACGCCCUCAUCUCCAGCUCGGUUAGCUUCUGGAUCCCCGGCAUUGUGAUGCUCGUGAUGUACUGGCGCAUCUUUAAGGAGGCCAUUCGGCAGCGCAAGGCCCUCAGUCGGACCAGCUCCAACAUCCUGCUGAACAGCGUCCACAUGGGCCACGCCCAGCAGCCCACCAACCUGAGCUAUCUGCAUCCCAGCGACUGCGAUCUCAAUGUGGCAUCGGCCAGGGAGGAGACGCAGAGUGCUCUGAGCAACUUGGAGGACAUGCUGCAACCGGCCACCGACGAGGACGACGACAGAGAUGAGUGCGAUGAACUGCGAGUGCCGUCGCCACCACCACGUCGUCUUAGCAGGAGCAGCAUAGAUCUGCGCGACUUGGAGCAGGAGCGGUACGAGAAGGUCACCCACACGGACAGUGCGCCCUCGAUGAUGGCGCUCCAGCAGCAGCCGACUUCCCACAACCAAUUGCAGCCACCGGCGCCAGUGUUCAAUCCGCAGAUCUGGACGGAGGGCAAGGUGGCGAUGCCUCCCAAGGAGCUGGACAAGGAUGAUUCUCAUCCUAAUGGACCGCAGCAGCAGCUCAGCUUGACCAGCGGCAGUGGGAACAGUGAACCCGAACCGGAAUCCACUGCUUACCGGGUGUUUGGUCUCAACAGCGACGAGAGCGAGGGCAACGACCUGUACGACACCCAUCUUCCCUUGGCCGAGGACAACAAGGAGCUGAAGCGUCUGAUCGAGGAUAACUAUCUGUACUUCAAGCGGCAGACUGGGGGCACCAUCAUUAGUGGUCCAGGUGGCGGCAAGUACGCCGCCCUCAGCGAAACGGACUUCAUCCGGUUGAAGGCAGGAGCAGCUGCCUGUGGGAGAAAGGCAUUCGCCUCCAGCGAUUCGGAAUUCCUGCGCACCAUCAGUGAAUCCAGAGCACUGCCCGAUCAACCGCUUCCGGGAAAGGAGAAGGGCUUCAAUAUCCUUUCGCUCCUGGCCAAGACGAAGCGUUCGAGCACCGAGUGCUUUGCGCUGGAGAAGAAGCGCCACCAGGCCAACUCCGAGGGAUCUAGCUUCUUCCGGCGCUCCAGGAAUCGGAAGCUAUCGCACAGCUACAACGGAUGCGGCGGCGGCAAGGAACGCAAACUUGAGCGACGCCAGCGGCAGCACAGCGACACCGAUUCCACACCCAACAAACCGGAUAUCCUGCUGGACAUCAAUGUGCUGAGUGAACAAAGCGGAGCCAGUGUGAUCCAGCAGUUCAGCGAUGGCGUCCAGCUGAUUGACUUCAGUGAGGUGAAGACCCCGCCAGAGGCGCGGAUUCGCAGCGAGGACGAGUUGGCCCAGUUGGCCGAUUGCUUUGGGGAGUCGCCCCAGCAUCCUUCCACACCACCUCCCUCACUUUCGCCACCGGAGCUGCCGGAGCCGAGUGGCCUGCUCAUCGCCAGCAGUUCGGAGCUGGCCGAGAUCUUUCGAUCGCUCAGCUUCCCACUCGGUCGUCCCGCUGGAGCUCCACAGAGGUUGAGUACGCUAAGUGACCAGGUGUGCGCCAACUACCUGAUGUCCCCACCGAACACCCCAGCUCCACCUUCGAUUUCCGUGGCGAAUGGAGUAGGAGUAGGAGGAGGAGGAGGAGCUGGCAUGGAUUCCUCCAGCGGCUCGAAUCCGCAGUCGGCGUCCAUCAAUGUGUACUUCCUGUCGCCGCCGCCGCAUGCCGCCGGACCUGGUUACACGCCCAGUGAUGCCUCCACCGUUUCCCUGGACGUGGUGACCACGCUGCCCAUGCCCGUGCCAGUGCCCCAGCCCAAUCCAGUCCAGCAGCCGCCGACGAACAUAUCGCCCAAGCCGGAGAUCAUACUCGACUCCACGCUAUCGCCGGUCGAAGGAUGUGGCGGCGAUGAGCACCGGGAUGUCACGUCGCCGCUGUUCAAGCGCAAAGAUAGCGCCGGCGAUGCGGACGUGAGUGUUUCCGGCGGACUGGGCGUGGGUGGGGCUGGGCGCCAAGGACGCUGCAGCAUACUAGCCGGCUACGAUGGCAUCCAGACUGUGCGAAAGCGACAGGCCUCCGUGGUGACCUACGACGUGAACGUCAUCAACUUCUCGCAGGAGAACAGCGACAGUCGGAGCUACAUUCCCAUGGGCCGCGUCUCCACCAGUUCAGCAAAGCACGAGUUCUCAAACAAAUCCUCGCUGAUCCGACGCGGCGGCAUCUGCAUCUUUGUGGAUGAGGAGGAGGCGGAGAGCAUUGAGCAGCGGCCACGUGGCAUCACCUUCGCCGCGGUGCCCAGUCCGCUGCCCAAGUGUCCGCUCUGCGGCGCCGACAUCAGCAGCAGCAGCGGCACCACCACCACCACCACAACCACAACAAAUGCAACAGCAAAAGCAAACGCCGGCACCACAAUCGACACCACUGAAACCACCAAUGCAAGUGCAACUGCAAUGGCUAGUAGUAAACGUAGUAGUCACGAAUCAGCUCCCGACCUUGGCCAGGGUUCGAAAUCCGGUCCGGGAUCGGGUUCGGGAUCGGGAUCGAGGUCCAGUUCCACUCGCUUCUGGCACAAACGAACGGCGGCGGUCACAGCAUGUUGGCAGCAGAGCAAGAACCGGAAGCGCCGCUUCAAAACCGGAUGCAGUCACUGUGGUGCAACCGGCGGCUCCGUUCGACCGGCCAAAGGAUGGAAGGCCGAGCACAAGGCCGCCCGCACUUUGGGCAUCAUCAUGGGCGUCUUUCUGCUCUGCUGGCUGCCCUUCUUUCUGUGGUAUGUCAUCACCUCGCUCUGCGGACCGGCCUGUCCAUGUCCCGAUGUGCUCGUGGUGGUCUUAUUCUGGAUCGGUUACUUCAACUCCACGCUGAAUCCGCUUAUAUAUGCCUACUUUAACCGCGAUUUCCGCGAGGCGUUCCGCAACACGCUGGAGUGUGUGCUGCCCUGUCUGGAGAAACGCAAUCCCUACAACGCCUACUACGUCUAGACCGGAUAACUCCGGUCGGCAAUCGCCCCAGCCCACAUUCGAUGCGGCGCAAUGCCCCUAUAAGUGAUAUUUAAUACUUGAGUGAAUCGUUAUACCAAAGGAAGAAAAACAAUGCGAGGGAAAACAAAAGCAAACGGCAAUACCAGAAGCGUUCGUGCAAGGAUCUUUAGCUAGGAAAAUCCUUGGAGCUAAGCAAUACUCAAUGUGUGUUUAUGUAUACGUGUACAUUUUCGUUUAAGCAACGAUAGGGAAUUUAAAUUCAAGUUGUGUUCUCAGCCCGCCAAGCAGCGGUUGCAGGGACAAUGCUGCCCCGGAACUAUACUAUCCAUAUAUAAGUGUUGUUUGUCCAACUAAACAGGAGAUAUACGUAAAAAAUAUACAUAUGGAAGAGUAAAAACAAAUUAGAAAGCGCGCAAAUGCAUAGAAAAAAUUACGAUUUAAAAGGAAAUGUUGUCAAAUGAGUUGUAAGAAAUAUUUAAGGUCUGGGCUUCGGCUUGUCGAAGGUGAAACACUUUUUCCAUAGAUGAUUUAAGAACUACAAAGUCUACAACAAACUAAAAAAACGUUUUUUCUGAUGAAGUUUCAACCAAGUCUUCUGUUUUCAAAACAGCAAACUACAUUUUAGGGUAAACGAAUACUAUUUUUUGUUUUUCCUGUAACUCAUACAAAUGCUUUUUGAAAAAGCUAGUUAGUACUUAUAAAUAUUGAAGCCAUACAUUAUUUCUUAACCGAUUAAAACCAGACAUAUUUUUUUCCAACAAAUCAGAUUUAUGGAAAAAGUGCAAAGCCAUAUUCUUACCUAUAGCAUUAAGUAUCAUAUGUAAACUAGAAAACUAGCAAACCAAAUCUACAUAAUCGUGUUAAAUGAAAUUGAAAACUAUUAAAUUAUGCAAUCGAAAUUAUGUAAAGAAAAAAAGGAACGAAGGAAGAAUUGAGUAGGUGACGUUAUGAAUUUUCAAGCAGAAAGACAAUCUACCAAUGAGUAAACAAGAAUGAACUACGAACAACCAAUAUUGGCAAGCUGUAGGAAAUUUCGCUGUUCGCUGCAAAAUCGAUUCACUUAUUUCAAUUUAGUUAGAUGGAUUCCCCUCUCUCCUGUGUUGCGACGACUUUUGUGAUAGUAAAGGAAAUUGAUUGUAUUUCUAGUUGAAUUGGUUUGCGUUGAGUUAGUAAUACAUCUCGUCUAAGUAUCUGUACGACGUAUGUGAGUGUGUCUAAGUAUGUAAGGCCGUGUAUCGCUAUGUAUUUCAAUGUACUUGCUGAACUAAACUACUGCAAAUUAAAGUGUGGAACUAUUGUGUUUUAAAA